CGGAAGUCGAGAGGGGCUGAAGGCCUGGCCCAAGAUCGCCCAGGCCUCCAGAGCGUGCAGGUCGGGUUCCCCGACCAGGAGACGCUGUGACCAUCUGCACCAGCACCGGCACCCGCACCAGCACCAGGAGCUCGCGGAGGUUUGGAUGAGGCGUGAAUUCGGAUACCGCACAGGUCCGACGCGUCCGACGCGGCCUCCGCGAGCGAGGCCUGCGGGCGGAGAGCGGAACCUGACGAUGGGGGCCAGCCCGCCAACGCCCGGCUGCGCGCUGAGGGAGCUGGCUGGCUGCACACCACGGGUGGGAGACGCUGAGCAGGCCAGACUGAACGCUUCGGGUCCCAGACGCCCAGGGACACAGACUCUGCCACGACUCUCUCCUUGGUGAGGCGGAACCAGCCCUCUGGCCAUGGGCGGAGCCGUGGUGGAUGAGGGUCCCACGGGCGUCAAAGCCCCUGAUGGGGGCUGGGGCUGGGCCGUCCUCUUCGGCUGCUUCGUCAUCACGGGCUUCUCCUACGCCUUCCCCAAGGCGGUCAGCGUCUUCUUCAAGGAGCUCAUGCGGGAGUUCGGGAUUGGCUACAGCGACACGGCGUGGAUCUCCUCCAUCCUGCUGGCCAUGCUUUAUGGCACAGGCCCCCUCUGCAGCGUGUGCGUGAACCGCUUUGGCUGCAGGCCCGUCAUGCUUGUGGGUGGCCUCUUCGCGUCCCUGGGCAUGGUGGCCGCGUCCUUCUGUAGGAGCAUCGUCCAAGUCUACCUCACCACAGGGGUCAUCACUGGUUUGGGCCUGGCUCUCAACUUCCAGCCCUCCCUCAUCAUGCUCAACCGCUACUUCAACCAGCGGCGCCCCAUGGCCAACGGGCUGGCGGCAGCGGGCAGCCCCGUGUUCCUGUGCGCGCUGUCGCCGCUGGGGCAGCUGCUGCAGGACCGCUAUGGCUGGCGAGGCGGCUUCCUCAUCCUGGGCGGCUUGCUGCUCAACUGCUGCGUGUGUGCUGCGCUCAUGAGGCCCCUGGUGGCAGCCCAGCCGGGCGGGGCACCAGGCCCCCAGCGGCCAGCCCGGCGCCUGCUGGACCUGAGCGUCUUCCGGGACCGCGGCUUCGUCAUCUAUGCCCUCGCUGCCUCCAUCAUGGUGCUGGGGCUCUUCGUACCACCUGUGUUCGUGGUGAGCUAUGCCAAGGACCUGGGCGUGCCCGACACACAGGCUGCCUUUCUGCUCACCAUCCUGGGCUUCAUCGACAUCUUCGCCAGGCCCACGGCUGGCUUCAUCACCGGGCUCAAGAAGGUGCGGCCCUACUCGGUCUACCUCUUCAGCUUCGCCAUGUUCUUCAACGGCUUCACCGACCUGACGGGCUCCACGGCCAGCGACUACGGCGGCCUGGUGGUCUUCUGCAUCUUCUUUGGCAUUUCCUAUGGCAUGGUGGGGGCCCUGCAGUUUGAGGUGCUCAUGGCCAUCGUGGGCACCCAUAAGUUCUCCAGUGCCAUCGGCCUUGUGCUGCUGCUGGAGGCUGUGGCUGUGCUCAUCGGACCCCCGUCGGGUGGCAAGCUGCUGGACGCGACCCACGUCUACAAGUACGUGUUCAUCCUGGCGGGGGCCGAGGUGCUCACCUCCUCCCUGGUGCUGCUGCUGGGCAACUUCUGCAUCAGGAAGGGGCCUGAGGCGUCGCGGCCUGAGGCGGUGGUCUCAGAGGAGAAGCUCCACAAGCCCCCCGCAGACGUGAGCGUGGACUCACGGGAGGUGGAACACUUCCUGAAGGCAGAGCCUGAGAAAAACGGGGAGGUGGUCCACACCCCGGAAACCAGUGUGUGAGUGGCCUGGCGGGGCUGGCAGGGUGCAGGGAAGAGCUACAGAGACUGGCAACGCUCGUAUUUAUUUCACAAACAGGACCAGCUUAGGCGGGGCCACUGGCUCAGCGCUGGCUGCUGGUCAUCGGGUCAUCACCUGACCAGUGUUUUGCGGGGAAGGUGGCGGGGUGGGAACGUGUCAUUCCACAGCGGAUCUGCGGUGAAGCCAAGCCCAUGGUUACAAGCCGCCUGCUCACCCCAAGCAGCCCGCCCCCCGUGGUCAAGGACCUAGAAGCCCAGGCUUUGAGACAACAUGACUUUAAUAGGAGGGCGGGCUGGGCGGGCUGGCGUGCAGGCGCCUCCUCCAGGCCCCCAGGCCCGUCUGACCCCGCUGCCACCCUCGUCUCCUGCGGUGCCCGUCCCUCUCUCUCUGGGGUACAAAGCACUCCUCCCACCAGUGAAGGUGCACAAUAAACCUGCGUGUGGCGGGGUCUCGGAGGGCCUGGUCCCCGGGAGCUGCGCGCCGUGCCGUGCUGCUCUGCCCUCGGCGCGCUUGGGUUUGGAAAUGACCUGGUUAUUCUUACAA
Sciurus carolinensis (gray squirrel) is the source of this 2362-nucleotide messenger RNA. RefSeq names its product solute carrier family 16 member 3 (gene Slc16a3). Gene Ontology annotation, cellular component: membrane. The transcript has 6 exons. Gene Ontology annotation, biological process: monocarboxylic acid transport; transmembrane transport. The coding region runs from base 407 to 1801 and encodes 464 amino acids. Gene Ontology annotation, molecular function: monocarboxylic acid transmembrane transporter activity. NCBI's taxonomy places the organism in Eukaryota, Metazoa, Chordata, Mammalia, Rodentia, Sciuridae. The record is from RefSeq and is a predicted model, not a curated record.